Molecule: messenger RNA, 1792 nt
Organism: Mustela erminea (ermine)
Lineage: Eukaryota; Metazoa; Chordata; Mammalia; Carnivora; Mustelidae
Gene: ERI3
Product: ERI1 exoribonuclease family member 3
Exons: 10
Coding region: 228-1262 (344 amino acids)
Biological process (GO): exonucleolytic trimming to generate mature 3'-end of 5.8S rRNA from tricistronic rRNA transcript (SSU-rRNA, 5.8S rRNA, LSU-rRNA)
Molecular function (GO): nucleic acid binding; 3'-5'-RNA exonuclease activity
Source: RefSeq, a predicted model, not a curated record
CGGUGUGUUGUGGACUCGUGGUGCUGGCUGCCGCUGUUGAGGCGGCCGGGAACGGGCGGUGGGGAGCGGGCGGAGCUGGCCUUGCCUCUGCCUGGCCGGCGCCGCAGUCGGCGCGGGCCGCGCCCGCCGCCGUAAACUGCCCUGAGCGCCUGCUGAGGCCGAGGGAGACGUCGGGGCCUGCACCUGGAGGGAGCCUGCCGCGCUGGCCCCGAGGAGGGGGCGUUGCCAUGGCGACAGCCUCUCCCGCCGCUGACGGGGGGCGGGGGCGGCCCUGGGAAGGAGGGCUGGUCUCCUGGCCCCCUGCCCCUCCCCUUACUCUCCCCUGGACUUGGAUGGGCCCAAGUUGGGGGCAACACCCUGGGCAUUGGGGGUUUCCAGCUCUCACAGAACCUUCAGCAUCCCCAGCUGGCAGUCUUGGCAUCUUCGAAGUAAGGAGAGUUUUAGAUGCUUCUGGAUGUUCAAUGCUAGCACCUUUACAGACUGGAGCAGCUCGAUUUUCUUCAUAUUUACUUUCAAGAGCAAGAAAAGUGCUGGGCUCCCACUUAUUUUCUCCCUGUGGUGUCCCGGAGUUCUGUUCCAUAUCCACCAGAAAACUGGCGGCCCACGGCUUUGGCGCAUCCAUGGCGGCAAUGGUGCCCUUCCCUCCCCAGAGGUAUCACUACUUUUUAGUGCUGGACUUUGAGGCCACGUGCGACAAGCCACAGAUUCAUCCUCAGGAAAUCAUCGAGUUCCCCAUCCUGAAGCUAAAUGGUCGGACCAUGGAGAUUGAGUCUACCUUUCACAUGUAUGUCCAGCCCGUAGUCCAUCCACAGCUUACUCCCUUCUGUACAGAGCUCACCGGGAUUAUUCAAGCCAUGGUGGAUGGUCAGCCGAGUCUGCAGCAAGUGCUGGAGAGGGUCGAUGAGUGGAUGGCGAAAGAAGGCCUCUUAGAUCCAAACGUCAAGUCAAUUUUUGUCACCUGUGGAGACUGGGACUUGAAAGUCAUGCUCCCAGGCCAGUGCCAAUACUUGGGCUUGCCGGUGGCGGAUUACUUCAAGCAGUGGAUUAAUCUGAAAAAGGUCCCAGCCUUGACUUCUCAGCCAGAAUCUCCGAGACACAACCCACAUCACCUUGUCCUGAGUGGGGCUCCUGGGAAGGCUCUGCUCAGAUUCACAGAUGGAUGCUUACAGCUUCGCCAUGGGCUGCUGGCCCAAGAAUGGACUUCUAGACAUGAACAAGGGCCUCAGCCUUCAACACAUAGGCCGGCCCCACAGCGGCAUUGAUGACUGCAAGAAUAUUGCCAACAUCAUGAAGACACUUGCGUAUCAAGGCUUCAUCUUCAAGCAGACAUCAAAGCCGUUCUGAUUGGCCGAGGACGGGAUGGGGCAGGACAGGGUAGCUGCUUGGCCCAGCCCAGAACCCUCCUUUCCCUCACCAGAGGGGAAAAGGGAGAGUGGCACAGCUCUACAUCCAGAGUGUCCCCCAGCCUGCCCUGUGGGCUUGCGCCCUGGGUAAGGGCUUGGCCACUCGGCCCCUCUGGAGCAGACACUUUGUGCCCCCCACCCCAAUCCCUCAACCUCAGCCCAGUAUUAGCCCCUCCCAUUGUGGGCCUGGGCUAGGGGGACCCAGGCACUCACCGCCUCUUCCCUGGUACACAGGCUUCUGCUGGGGCCACCGAGCCCCCCUGUGCCCCCUCCCAUCUGUAGUGCAUGGUGUGUGGUGCCCCCAGGGCUCCAGGACAGAUCAGGCCCCACCUUGUGUCUACCCCCAUCCCCGCUGUGAACGUGCCACUGAAUAAAGUCGGGGAAACGAG